AUGCAAAAACAACCACUAAAAUCCACUGCAACCUCUCGAGAAUUGCAAAAGAAAUACAACACGGAAGCUCUGAUUGAGAGUAUGCUAUCGGAAUCCAAGCUGAGUCAUUUUCAAAAGAAGGAAGUUCUCUCAUCUUUUAAAAACAAAUCAUCUUUACCGAGUUCUGGAAUUGCUUUAUCAAAAAAACAUGCCAUGGAUGAUUCCGUUUUGAGAUAUAAACAAGAACGAGUGGAUUUAUUUCCAGAUGCAAAUAAGGGAAAGUUUACAACAAAGAAAAAAUCAUUUGAGGAGUCACUUUUUAAAAGAGAAGUUUUUAGGCCCUCACCAACGGUUGACAGAGAGAGAGAAAAGAAUUUACUUGCCACCUAUAAUGAAUUCGGAGGAAAACAAAAAACACCCACAGUAGUCAUUAAAGGAAGAAUUGAUAAACAAGUGGUGACACCUGCCAAGCAAGCCCCUCCUCAAAAAAGUAGAAUGGAAGAAAUUGAGGAAGAAAUUAACGAUAGGUUACUCUUCAUAGAGGAAAUGGAGCAAAAUGGAGCAAUGAAUAGGGAACAAAAACAAAUUAUUCUUGCUCAAAUUGAUGAAUAUGUGAGAGAAAUGAAUGCCAUUUGUUCCAAGUGA
Molecule: messenger RNA, 624 nt
Organism: Naegleria fowleri
Lineage: Eukaryota; Heterolobosea; Eutetramitea; Acrasida; Naegleriidae
Exons: 3
Coding region: 1-624 (207 amino acids)
Source: RefSeq, a predicted model, not a curated record